Messenger RNA from Sorex fumeus (smoky shrew), 2850 nucleotides. It is a transcript of the gene ZFP90, whose product is annotated as ZFP90 zinc finger protein. NCBI's taxonomy places the organism in Eukaryota, Metazoa, Chordata, Mammalia, Eulipotyphla, Soricidae. The transcript has 4 exons. Gene Ontology annotation, molecular function: DNA-binding transcription repressor activity, RNA polymerase II-specific. The coding region runs from base 99 to 1967 and encodes 622 amino acids. The record is from RefSeq and is a predicted model, not a curated record. Gene Ontology annotation, biological process: negative regulation of transcription by RNA polymerase II.
CCGUCCGGCCCGGGGUGGGGGCGGGGGGGGCGCGGCCGAGGGGGCGGGGCGCCCCCUCUCUCCCGGCAGCCCGGGGGCCCGGCCCGCAGCGCACAGGAAUGGCCCCGAGGCCGCCGGCGGUCGCGCCCCAGAAGUCCGUGACGUUCAACGAUGUGGCCGUGGACUUUACCCAGGAGGAGUGGGACCACGUGGCCCCCGAGCAGAGGCGCCUGUACAGGGAAGUCAUGCUGGAGAACUACAGCCACCUGGUUGCGCUUGGAUACCAAGUUUCCAAGCCAGCCAUCAUCUACAGAUUGGAGCAAGGAGAAGCGCCGUGGAUGCCUGAGAAGGAAAUCCAAAGAUCUUUCUGUCCAGACCGGAAGGCCAGACCCGAAGCCAAAUCCUCAGAUCAGCAGCAGAGCAUAUUUGGGAUAUCCUGUAGUGCAGGCGAGCCGGUGGAGAGAAAUGCUUGGACCGUUCCUAGCCAGUUAGAGAGGCGCCCGGAAAGCUGGAACUGGUGUCUGGGGCCAGUUGCAUCCACCCGGAAGAUCAUCACUCCAGAGGGAAAUCUGGAACACGGUGAAAACGGUGAAAACUCGACAUCGAACACCCCUUCCGAGUCUGCUGAGCGUGGAACACUUGGCAACAGCCUGGCCCAUCACUCAGACCCGCCCAACCCGGAUAACAGCCUUGCCAAGAAGAAACCUUACAAGUGUAACAAGUGCAGGAAAGCCUUCAUUCACCGGUCCUCGCUCACCAAGCACGAGAAGACUCACAAGGGAGAGGAAGCCCUCUCCCACGGGGCGGACCAGGGGCUUUAUCCCGGCAAGAAGCACCACGAGUGCACGGACUGCGGGAAGACCUUCCUGUGGAAGACCCAGCUCACCGAGCACCAGCGGAUCCACACCGGGGAGAAGCCCUUCGAGUGCGCCGUGUGCGGGAAGGCCUUCCGCCACAGCUCGUCGCUGGGCCAGCACGAGAACGCGCACACGGGCGAGAAGCCGUACCGCUGCAGCCUGUGCGGGAAGGCGUUCCAGCGCAGCUCGUCGCUGGUGCAGCACCAGCGCAUCCACACGGGCGAGAAGCCCUACCGCUGCAACCUGUGCGGCAGGUCCUUCCGGCACGGCACGUCGCUCACGCAGCACGAGGUCACGCACAGCGGCGAGAAGCCCUUCGAGUGCAAGGAGUGCGGCAAGGCCUUCAGCCGCUGCUCCUCGCUCGUGCAGCACGAGCGCACGCACACCGGGGAGAAGCCGUUCGAGUGCAGCAUCUGCGGCCGGGCCUUCGGCCAGAGCCCGUCGCUCUACAAGCACAUGCGGAUCCACAAGCGAGGCAAGCCGUACCAGAGCCUGGGCUUCGGCCUGGACCUGAGGCACGACCCGUCCCCGGUGCAAGACGGAGGCCCCGGCACCGACUGCACCAAAGCCAGCGGCGACCGCGGGGACGACGCCAGCCCCGCCACCGACGCGCCCGCCCCCCCGAACGGCCUGCCCGGGCCGGGCCCUCCGGACGGCGAGCCCCCCGCGUGCAGCCAGCCCCCCGCGGCCCACCCUGGGGAGAAGCCGUACCAGUGCAACGUGUGCGGCAAAGCUUUCAAACGCAGCACGAGCUUCAUCGAGCACCACCGCAUCCACACCGGGGAGAAGCCCUACGAGUGCAACGAGUGCGGGGAGGCCUUCAGCCGGCGCUCGUCGCUCACGCAGCACGAGCGGACGCACACGGGCGAGAAGCCCUACGAGUGCAUCGACUGCGGCAAGGCCUUCAGCCAGAGCUCGUCCCUCAUCCAGCACGAGCGGACGCACACCGGCGAGAAGCCCUACGAGUGCGGCCAGUGCGGCCGCGCCUUCCGCAAGAAGACCAACCUGCACGACCACCAGCGCAUCCACACCGGCGAGAAGCCCUACGCCUGCAAGGAGUGCGGGAAGAACUUCAGCCGCAGCUCGGCCCUGACGAAGCACCAGAGAAUUCAUGCCCGGAACAAACCCUAGGGACCUGGAAGUGAGCGAGCGUCUUCUGAGCGGAGCGAGCGCUUAAGGUGCAUGUGAGUGUGUGUGUGUGUGUGUGUGUGUGUGUUGUAUGAGGAGGGAUCUCUGCUGGUUGAGGCAGUGUGGGCUUUUAAAAGUGAAUGCCACAUUCGCCAAUCUGAUUAUAGACUUUUAUAAAGAUUAUUAAAGAAUUACAGACGUUGUGUAUAACCAGCUGGAAAUGGUAUGCCUAUAUAUUAAACUUUAUAAAUCUUCUAAGUUGUGUGUGUGUGUGUGUGUGUGUGUAGGAAAUCACCUACUCUGAAAAGUUGGACGUGUGACUCUGUUUACAGCCUUUUUUUCAAAACAAAACCUACAGUAAUGACCAAAUCUCAUUUUGAAAGUUGCUUGACAAUUGCAUUCACCUGCAACUCUUAGAUCAAACUGACCUUGGAACCAUCUCCACCUCCUGGAAUUCACUCAAGGAAUGAGAGCAGCUGGUCCCACCACUUCAUUGUACAGAUGAAGAAACUCAAAGCCAAAGAUGUGAAGUGGUUUGCACCGAGCGAUGCAGCUUCGAAUGACAAAACUGGGGGACAGUGCAGGUUCCUGUACUCUCGGCUUUGUGAUGCUCUUAAAUAAAUUAUAUAAACUAAACUAUGUGCAGGCACUUAAUGAAUGCUGCUGAGAACUUUGGGGAGUUUGUGAAAACAUCAGAGGCAGCAAAGCGUAUGCAAAUUUCUCACAAAUUCAUUUCAAACAACUGUGUCGGAAACUCAUAAACCAAAAUGUUCACAGAAACUAUAAAUGACUGAACUGGUAAGGUUUUUUACUCUUACUAAGCAGUCUGAUUAUACUUUGAGUUGACAUAUACCAAUUCCCUUAGAAAUACUAAAUCCUCUCUUUG